AUGGCGAGAUUGACAUCCAGGAGUUUACCCAAUUGUUGGCUUCCAAGUAGGAGUUCUCUUCACGUCUGUAGAUUAUAUAUAUUGCUGUUUAUUUCAUUAAUAGGUCCCUCGAGUGUAUCUAUCGGAAAGUGA
Molecule: messenger RNA, 132 nt
Organism: Australozyma saopauloensis
Lineage: Eukaryota; Fungi; Ascomycota; Pichiomycetes; Serinales; Metschnikowiaceae
Exons: 1
Coding region: 1-132 (43 amino acids)
Source: RefSeq, a predicted model, not a curated record